AUGGUCGGUCGCUAUCCCGUGAUUGCCUUUCUUUUGGUUUCACUGUUGUGGGGAAGUUGCCUCUGCUCGGCGUUGGGCCGUUCGGCAGGGCCCGCUUUGACACAGGCCGUUAAAGACAAAGUUUCCGAGCCCGUGAGAAGGCCGCCGUCUGCAGAAGCAGCCGAUAGGCCAAUCCCUCAAGUGAAGGCUAGCGAGGAAAUAGAAGAACAGGGACCGCCUGCGCGUCCUCUCUUGAAGAGGCCUAAUACGUGGGCUGUAUUGUUUGCUGUUCUGGGACUCGCCCUGGCCCUGGGAUACUCCGCUACCGCUCUCGAUACUGCGCAUGAAACGGACACCGUAGACGAAGACAGCAGCGAGGAAGAGGACGAAGACAUAACUUGGAAAUCAGGAGGAGCAAGGCCCCAAGAACAAGCCGCUGCAACAUUUUACGAUGUAAUUGACGGGGUAGCAAGCUCCAGGGAGUCUCAGCCGCUUCUCAAGAAUGAAAAAGUUCAAGCUCCGGUGCGUUACUAG
Molecule: messenger RNA, 513 nt
Organism: Eimeria necatrix
Lineage: Eukaryota; Apicomplexa; Conoidasida; Eucoccidiorida; Eimeriidae
Exons: 3
Coding region: 1-513 (170 amino acids)
Source: RefSeq, a predicted model, not a curated record